AUGGAACCAGCGGCUGCCAUCAAACUUCCUGGCCUCGGCCUCCCGGUUGACUUUCUCCCCGAUGCGGAGCACCGCUUCCCCGUGCUGGUGGGAAACUCCAAGAUAGACUUCAAAGCCAACACGCUCACGAUCCGAGAGCUCUGCAUGAUGCAGUUCAUCGAGGAGAUCACCAACAAGCCGGACUGGUGGGUCAAGGUUCACGACGCAGAAAUCGCCGCCAGGUGGAAGGCCGAAGCUCUUGAGAUGAACUGGGCCGCCUUUCUCAAGCAUGCCGAUUUUUCGCCCGCCAUGGCCGAUGCCUGCAUUCAAGAGCUCAAGCUCAAGGCCGACCUGUUCCAGAAAACGAGCCUCGUGCCCGUCUUUGACUACACGACUGCCGUUAUCAAGUCUGAUGACUUGAUCCCGGAGCCUCUCUGGCAGGCACUCAGCCAAGGAGUCAAGCUCUUGGAAGACGUGCCCGAGGACGAAAAGGACUGGCAUCCAGGGAGCGACGGAAAGGUGCUCGACUUGGUGCACCCUUCGCUGUGGCCCUUGGUCUACGGCAAGUCUCGCAUCCUGCCCGACCGACGAAUCGGCCUGUCUGAUGCGCUCGACAAUUGCGGCAUGGGCGACGUCAUCCCAGAGCCGGCACCGCCCAGUGGCCGCAACCGGCACUGCACUUCGACCAAAUUCCAGUGGCUGCCGUGCGACGUCUCGGUGGAAAAGGGGCGUGCCAAAAUCGAGAGCUACAUAAACAACCUGCACCCCGUCAAGCAUGCUUCCCUGUACCCCGUCAUUGAGAGGUUCAUCGAAAAGGCCCUGCCGGCCUGGGACCUUCUCUACCGCUGGCCAGAAGAGUUUGAAACCCAGCGGCUGACGACGGAUUCUGUGUCGGUGCGAUGCAGAACCAGACGCAACUGCGCAAAGUCCCCUCACACUUGCGAGCCCAAGGCUCGGCCGACCAGGGACGAUGAGCCUCGGCGUAGUGCCUAUGAAGACCCCUACAGCGAUUCUGAGGUGUCGGAGUCGGAGGAGGAAAUUGAUGAUGUGGAUGAUGAAGACGAGGAAGAGGACGACGAAGAAGAGGAGGAGGAGGAUGAUGUUAGUCAGGAUGAGGGAAACAGGAACCAGAGGACCGAAUCCGAGGAAUUGCCCAAUCCAAGUAAACUGUUAGUUCAAAUGGGCCCCCCAAAGCAAGAUGAACCAGAGAGCGAGUACGAAACAGAGCAGUACGACAGUGCCGAGGACAGGGCCAAUGCCGCAGAGCAAUACACCAAAGACGAAGAAGAAGAAGAAGACGAAGACGAAGAGGACGAGGAGCGCGACCCCAACCACGUUUCCGAAAACGAAGUCAAGCGCCGCGACUGGCGCUGGUUCUACAAAACCCACCCCGUCAACGCCCCCGAGCCCAGCACCGAGUCGCCCCUCAAGCUCAGCGCCUCGGACGUCAAGACAACCGACUUCCUGGCCCCAAAGCAGCCGCAGCCGCAGCCGGAGGUCCAGGGCGACCCGCCCAGCCGCCGCCUCCAAGUCAUUGUCAAGCUGGCCAACAUCCACCUCACGCCAGAACGGCCCAGCUACGACGGCGGAUCGUGGCACGUCGAGGGCCAGCUCAACGAGCACAUCUGCGCCACGGCCCUCUUCUACCUCGACAGCGACAACAUCACCCCCAGCCGCCUGGAGCUGCGCACACAGGCCAACCGCGAGGGCCUCGACAAGUUCGGCCGCCUGCGCUACGAGCAGUACGACUGGCGCACCAUCCGGCGCACCUUUGCCAUCGCCCGGCCGGGCGGCGGCGCGACGACCCAGCACGUCGGCAGCGUGCUCACGCGCGGCCGCCGCGCCCUCUUCUUCCCCAACGUGCUGCAGCACCGCGUCGCGCCCUUCCGCCUCGCCGACCCCGCGCGCCGCGGCCACCGCAAGAUCCUGGCCCUGUUCCUCGUCGACCCGGCCGUCCCUGUCGUCUCCACAGCCAGCGUCGCCCCGCAGCAGAAGCACUGGUGGCUCGGCCGCCUGGGCCUCGAUGCAGGAGGCCGCGGGUCCAGGCUGCCGCCGGAGCUGACCGCCAUGAUGCUGCGCAACGUCGAGUUCCCCAUGGGCCGGGAGGCGGCUGCCGCCCUGAGGCGGGAGCUGAUGGAGGAGCGGACGGCGAGCGAGUCUCAGACGGCGGAUAGGAUGGGGCGCGUCGAGUGGAACUUUUGCGAGCAUUAA
Molecule: messenger RNA, 2190 nt
Organism: Metarhizium brunneum ARSEF 3297
Lineage: Eukaryota; Fungi; Ascomycota; Sordariomycetes; Hypocreales; Clavicipitaceae
Source: RefSeq, a predicted model, not a curated record